Quercus robur (English oak) is the source of this 1500-nucleotide messenger RNA. Its product is annotated as pollen-specific leucine-rich repeat extensin-like protein 1. The record is from RefSeq and is a predicted model, not a curated record. Bases 23 to 1276 code for a protein of 417 amino acids. NCBI's taxonomy places the organism in Eukaryota, Viridiplantae, Streptophyta, Magnoliopsida, Fagales, Fagaceae. Gene Ontology annotation, molecular function: protein binding. The transcript has a single exon.
UACCAUAAACUCACAAUGCAAAAUGGCUUCAUCUCUGGUUUCUUCCUUGACCACCCGAGCCAUAGUCCUCUUACUUGUGAACAUAUCUUUCUCAUUCAACAAUCUGGCAGCAAAACAUAGACACCAUGCCACUCAUCACCACCGUUUUCAUAGCCACUCCCCUACAUCAAACCUAAGACUCCACCAAGCCUAUAUUGCCCUCCAGGCAUGGAAAAAAACAAUCUACUCUGACCCAAAGAACUUCACUACCAACUGGGUUGGUCCUUCUGUGUGUAGCUACACAGGCGUGUUCUGUGCACCAGCUCUUGAUGACCCCGAGAUAAGAGUUGUUGCUGGCAUUGACCUCAACUCUGGUGACAUAGCUGGGUUCCUCCCUAAUGAAAUAGGCCUACUCUCUGACCUUGCACUUAUCCAUCUAAACAGCAACCGCUUUUGUGGCAUCAUUCCAGAAACUUUAGCCAACCUUACACUUCUCUAUGAGCUUGAUCUCAGUAACAACAGAUUUGUAGGUCCUUUCCCUUCUGUUGUGCUCCCUCUUCCCACUCUACGCUUUCUUGAUAUCCGCUUCAAUGAAUUUGAAGGGCCACUGCCUCCUGAGCUUUUCAACAAAGAACUUGAUGCAAUAUUUGUUAACAACAACCGCUUCACCAAAAUGAUUCCACCAAAUUUUGGUAUAAGCACAGCCUCAGUGGUGGUGUUUGCUAACAACCGGUUCGGGGGCUGCAUUCCACCGUCUAUAUCCAACUUUGCCAACUCUCUAGAGGAACUUGUUUUAAUCAAUAACAAUUUGACAGGGUGUUUGCCACAAGAGCUGGGAUAUCUCUACAAAUUGAGGGUGUUGGAUGUGAGCUCUAACAGUAUAGUUGGUCCUAUACCAUACAGCCUGGCAGGUUUAGCUCACUUGGAGCUACUAAAUCUUGGGCAUAAUAUGCUAAGUGGGAUUGUAUCAGAGGGAGUGUGUCUUCUGCCCAGCUUGAAAAACUUAACAUUCUCAUACAACUUCUUUUGUGAGGAGCAGGGAAUAUGCCAGAAUUUGACAUCAAGAAAAGGCUUAAAGUAUGAUGAUCGUCAAAAUUGUUUUCCAGAGAAACCAUUGCAGAGAAGUGCGAAGGAAUGCAAUGCCACUCUUGAGCACCCUGUUGACUGCUUCGAGCAUCCCUGUGCUGGUGCUGGAGGAGGUGGUGCUAAAACUGCUUUUGGAACUGCUUUUAUUCCUGCUGCGGCACCAGCAAUAGUGCCAGUGUCCUCACCUUUUAUCCCUCCAAGUUACACAUAAAGCAACCAUAUAAGGUAGUAACUUUCAGAAGCAAAAUAAAAUCCAAAUUUGGGUGAUACAAUGACCUUGUAAAUUACUCGUGUGCAGCUUGUAAAUAGAUAUACCUAUGAUUAGAAGAAAUCACAUCUCCCUCAACUUGAAAAACCAUGUAAAUGUAAACUCUCAAAGAUUUGGAAAUGGCUACCAGAUUUAGUCCAAUACAAAUAAAAAUUUGACAGAAACCA